CUUCCAACCCAGGGACGCCAUUUUGGAGGAAAGUUUGGAAUGUCUGACACAUAGGAAGAAAAAAAGAGGAGGAGAUAACGAAAGAAGUUUGACGUUCAGGAAAACAAUCGUUAUUGCUCCGAAGGGGAAGAAAAAUGAACUCAACUGCGGACGCGUGGAUUUGAAUCGUGUUCACGAGGAGCCCCCGCACGCGAUUGCCAGCGAGGUGUAUAUUUGCAGUUUGGGGAGUUUUGUUUGGAAGCCCUCCUGCAACUGGCGGCGACAUAUGCCCAGUUUCUGUCCCGCAGCCGCGGAGCAGAUUGGCGGCGGAGGUUGAAUCUCAGCGUCUGUGUGUUGUUGAAUGGAAGUGCAGUGCUGUCAGUGGAGUACAGCUCAAUACUGUGGUGUCGCGCGACUGUCAGCUUGAAGAAGGAGUGCAGCAGAAGCUCGCGCUCGACUCAAAAAUUCAACGGCUUUUUAUCGUAUCGCACUGAACCGUCCUUAUGUUAACCGGAUAAAUAUUGGAGUUUCAUGCCAACUGUGGUUGCCCCGUUUUCACACUUUGGACGGAGUCGUGAGGGGAAAGGAGUGUUCUAUUAUCGCGUGUGUUGGGAAUUUUUAACGCGAGCUGCGGUGGAUCGUGCACGAGCCCAACCGAAACAUGCCAGUCAGGAGAAAAGACGCACAGCGGGCUCUGUUACUGCUGGAGGAGUACCGGUCCAAACUCAGUAACACUGAAGACAGACAACUGCGAUGCUCCAUCCAGAGAGUCAUUGACAUCUUCCAGAGUAACCUCUUCCAGGCGCUCAUAGACAUCCAGGAAUUUUAUGAAGUGACCUUAUUGGAUAAUAAUCAGAGAUGUGGAGAAUCAGUCAAAGUGCCCGAUGCUAUGCCUCCGGUGAACUUGUGGGAUUUCUCCAGCAUUCAAAGCACAUUGGGGACUUCAGACACCCUGCCAAGCCUUAGCACCAGCAUAGAGCAGAAGUACAAGCAGCAGGAUGAAGACACAGGAUCUCCACAGGAGCAAAGCUCAUCCCAGCUCACUGAUGAGGCUCCUGGUCCAGAACUGGUCCAAGUGGCAGAGAAAAGCCUCUCCCAGAUUGAAAAUGUCCAUGGCUAUGUGGCACAUGCACAUAUCUCCCCAAUGAAGGUUGAGUCGCUGGAAUGCAUCUUCGAUGGGCCGUCUACUGUAGUGAAUGAGGAGAGUCCUCCUCCACAUACUCCCCUCUCCAACCCAUACCCUCAAAGUCCUGUGACCGUCCAGCAGACAGAUGCUGUCCCACCCUCCACUCUCAUAAUCCCCGUGAUCCCAAUCUCCACUGUCCCUGCGGAGCCCGCUGUCAUCCCUCCAUCGACGUCACAGGCAAAUCCACCCCCUGUUGUGGUAAAUACAGAGAGUUUGGAUUCAGCACCAUAUGUUAACGGUACAGAGGCUGACUUUGAAUAUGAGGAGAUUACACUGGAAAGGGGAAAUUCAGGGCUGGGCUUCAGUAUUGCUGGUGGCACAGAUAACCCUCACAUUGGUGAAGACCCCAGCAUAUUCAUCACUAAAGUCAUCCCGGGAGGUGCUGCCGCUCAGGAUGGGAGAUUGCGGGUAAACGAUGUGAUUCUGCGAGUGAAUGAGGAGGAUGUCAGGGACGUGACCCACAGUAAGGCUGUGGAAGCGUUAAAGGAGGCGGGGUCGUUGGUCAGACUGUACGUCAGGAGGAGAAAAUCUGCAUCAGAGAAAGUCAUGGAGAUUAAGCUCAUCAAAGGUCCCAAAGGUCUUGGUUUUAGUAUAGCUGGCGGUGUUGGAAAUCAGCACAUCCCAGGGGACAAUAGCAUCUAUGUCACUAAGAUUAUAGAAGGUGGAGCCGCGCAUAAAGAUGGACGACUACAAAUAGGAGACAAACUUCUUGCUGUGAAUAGCUCCUGCCUGGAGGAGGUAACCCAUGAGCAUGCCGUGACUGCCUUGAAAAAUACCCCAGAUGUGGUCUACUUGAAAGUGGCUAAACCCAACAGUGUCUUCAUGAAUGACAGUUUUGUCCCUCCCGAUAUAACCAACUCCUAUUCCCAGCACAUGGAAAACCAUAUCAGCCCCUCAACCUAUCUGAGCCAGCCGCUGCCCCCGGUGCAUUCAGGACGCUAUUCCCCGACCCCAAAGACCAUGGUGGGGGAUGAUGAUGUCACCAAGGAGCCCCGGAAGGUGGUACUGCAUCGUGGCUCCACAGGGCUCGGCUUCAACAUUGUGGGUGGAGAGGAUGGAGAGGGCAUCUUUAUCUCGUUCAUCCUUGCUGGAGGCCCUGCAGACCUGUGUGGAGAGCUGAGGAAAGGAGAUCGCCUGGUUUCUGUGAAUGGAAUAGACCUCCGCGGUGCCACGCAUGAACAGGCCGCUGCGGCUCUGAAGAAUGCUGGACAAACUGUUACCAUCGUCGCCCAGUACAGACCAGAGGAUUACAGCCGAUUUGAGGCCAAGAUUCAUGACCUUCGAGAGCAGAUGAUGAACAGCAGCAUCAGUUCAGGUUCAGGAUCCCUGAGGACCAGUCAGAAGAGAUCAUUAUAUGUCAGGGCACUGUUUGAUUAUGAUAAAACAAAGGAUUCAGGGCUGCCCAGCCAGGGCUUGAACUUUAGGUUUGGGGACAUUCUGCACGUGGUGAAUGCUUCAGAUGAUGAGUGGUGGCAGGCACGGCAGGUCACUCCUCAGGGAGAGGUGGAGGAAAUGGGCGUCAUCCCCAGCAAGAGAAGAGUGGAGAAGAAGGAGAGAGCCAGGUUAAAGACAGUCAAAUUUAACUCCAAGGCACGAGAGAAAGGGUCCCUCAAUGACAAGCGUAAAAAGAACCUCUUUUCCCGCAAGUUCACCUUCUACAAGAACAAGGAGACGAGUGAGCAAGAAACAAGUGAUGUGGACCAGCAUGUGACCUCUAAUGCCAGUGAUAGUGAGAGUAGUUACCGUGGUCAAGAGGAAUAUGUGUUAUCAUAUGAACCAGUCAGCCAACAAGAAGUGAACUACGCGCGACCAGUGAUCAUCUUGGGUCCGAUGAAGGAUCGAGUAAAUGAUGACCUGAUAUCAGAAUUUCCUGACAAAUUUGGCUCUUGUGUUCCCCAUACAACAAGGCCAAAGCGGGAUUACGAGAUGGAUGGGAGAGACUAUCACUUUGUUGUGUCCAGAGAGCAGAUGGAAAAAGAUAUACAGGAGCACAAGUUCAUUGAGGCGGGCCAGUACAACGGUCACCUGUAUGGAACCAGCGUGCAGUCUGUCAGAGAGGUGGCUGAGAAGGGCAAACACUGCAUUCUUGAUGUAUCAGGCAAUGCUAUCAAGAGACUGCAAGUGGCUCAACUUUACCCCAUCGCUAUUUUCAUCAAACCGAAAUCAAUGGAGAACAUCAUGGAGAUGAACAAAAGAUUCACAGAGGAACAAGGCAGAAAGACGUAUGAGAGAGCCAUGAAGUUGGAACAGGAGUUUAUGGAGCAUUUCACAGGAAUUGUUCAAGGGGACACUUUGGAAGAGAUCUACGAUCAAGUAAAGCAAAUUAUCGAGGAACAGUCUGGGCCAUUCAUUUGGAUACAGUCCAAGGAGAAACUAUGAACACCUUCAGGAGUUUGUCAUCCAUCUUACUCUGCCUGGUUUAUUUAUUGAUUUUUUUUAUAAUUUUUUCUUUUCCAUAAUCUCGGUUGGGCUUCUCCAAUUGACAGCCUUCAGUCAACAGAUAAGUUCUUUAAUCCACAACCUAUGUUUAGUCCUACAUAUUCAUCUCCUGACUAAUAGCUCCUCAAGUAGCUGUUCAAAGAGAAGAGGAUCUUUCCUCCUCGGAUCUCCACUGCUUCCAAGCUUACAGAAAGCAAAGCCAUGUUAGACCAGCAUCUGUUUACCAGGGUUUUGGAAACGGUACAGUUCCUUAAUGUUUAAGGGAGGUUAGUUUGUAAGGAAGUAAGGGUUUAGUUUAUUUGUUUUUGUUUUGGUAUAAGAUUGUGAUUGUGGAGCUUGGGCCUGAGGCAUUGGAUUCAUAAGAUGGUGAAAAACACAAAAAGCAAAACUUUGCACGUUAUAGCUUUUACAACCACGUGUACUCUUCCCCCCUUGUUGUUUAUUUCCAACAAUUACAGUCCCGUACGUUCAACGCGUUUAUCUUUUCCCCCUUUACUGUUGUAUUGGCAUGCUUAUUGUUCUCCUCAUUCUAAAGUCUGCGUUUUGGAGCCAUUGUGUUUAGAUGAUGUCCGGGCGUAUGGGCGCGUCCCGCCACUGUUAGAAUGUUGGAGUCUACAAUCAGUGUCUUACAGAGUACGUGUUUUCAACGAUCAUGAUUUACAUUUAGGAAAGUCUGCCAUUUGUAAGGAACUGAUAUUUUUUAGAGAUAAUAUGCCACCGCAUAUGUGGAAGAAAUUUAUUGUACAAUGUGAUCUUAACAGAUAUUUAACCCUCCAUAAACUGCCUAUUUUGUUAUAAUAAAAGUCUAUAUUGAGCUUUACUUAAGCGCUAUUAUGAUGGGAGUUAUUUUCUUGACGUCGUAAAAUGUAUAUUAGAGCAAAGAAGUUUAAAAUAACAAAAUAGUAUGAAUAUAUAUAUUUUUUCCUUUUUCUGUUUUCACCCCUUGUUUCUUGAAUCUUAAACAAACUGCAAGAAACAGGGCAGCAAGGGGACCACAUCUCUGUGCAGAUAGGAGUUUAUUAACACAACAGUCAAAACUUUUUUCGCUCGUCCUCCUCCUCUCUUUCUGCCCACAAUUUUAACAUCAUCUGCUCAAGUGCGUCACAUCAGAGUCAUAACAGCGUGGAGAAGAACGCCCUGUCCGAUUCCCCCUCUCGGACUCGAACCGAUUCAGCAGGAAGGAGAGCUUCUCAAGGCUGAACUGAAAGCUCCACAGAGACUCAUUUUUCUACACCCGUCCAGGAGAGGGGGGCCUGUUGUCUGCUCUUCCUAUGACAUGAUUGUUUUCUAUACUAAGACUGCUUGUUCUACCACCUCACCACCUCUGCUUUUUAGGGACGUUUUGGGACUGGAUAAAGAAAUAUGUAAAUAACCUACUGAUCUGAUUCAUUCCAUUGAUCCAAAUGAACAAGAGGAGAAUGGCUAUUUCAAGAACAAUAAAACAAAGUCUUUCUCAUA
This is a messenger RNA of Misgurnus anguillicaudatus (oriental weatherfish), 5062 nucleotides long. NCBI's taxonomy places the organism in Eukaryota, Metazoa, Chordata, Actinopteri, Cypriniformes, Cobitidae. The record is from RefSeq and is a predicted model, not a curated record.